Molecule: messenger RNA, 2262 nt
Organism: Plasmodium malariae
Lineage: Eukaryota; Apicomplexa; Aconoidasida; Haemosporida; Plasmodiidae
Product: conserved Plasmodium protein, unknown function
Exons: 2
Coding region: 1-2262 (753 amino acids)
Source: RefSeq, a predicted model, not a curated record
AUGUAUGCGCAUAAGGAAGAGCUAAAGAAUUACUUUAAUGAAAUAAAAUUAAAGGGUUCGUUUUGUUAUGAUUUUAACACAGGGGACUCACGUAAUGUUGAUUAUAUAACAAAGUUAAAAUGUGAUUUACUAAAUAGUUACAAUAAUAGCGAAUUAAAUGAUAUUGACAAUUUUAAGGCACAUGCAAGUAAUGAUGUAGAAAAUAAAAAUAGUAGUAAGAGAAAUAACAGUGGUAGCAGCAGCAGUAGCAGUAGUAAUAAUUAUAACAAUGAGGGAAGUAAUGGCAUUGAAGACAGCAACAAUGAUAGCAGCAGCGGUAGUAAGCAUAGGAAGGAGUUGCUUAACCUUUUAGACAACAUCAGCUAUUUAAAUGAAAACUCGUGCUAUAAUAAAAAUAAUUCAUACAAUAAAAAUAAUAACGCCCCUCCAAAAGGAAAACGAGAACUCAGUCAAAAUGAUUAUUUGAACAUUAAGAAGAGCAGAUUAAUUAAUAAUUUGAAUUACUUCAUGCGGGUGUGUUGCAAUAAGAGUUCGUACAUAAAAUUUAUAAAUCAUUACUUCAACAUAAUAUAUAGUAAUAGUAUUAACGUAUUAUUUAAGUAUGAGUGUAUCUUACAAAAGUUUGCAGAGCAGAAUGAAAAAAAUUUAACAGAAAACGAUUAUUAUAACGGAUACAUAAACUUAAAUAAGAUUCCAAUUCUAAUGAAUGAAUAUAACUUACUUAAUGGUAUGAAAUUAGACAUAAAUAACAAUCAAGAAUAUUUAAAAAAUAACUCGAACCUAGAAAGUAAUGUAUUAAAUUUUAUCAAUGUAUAUGAUAAUUUAACUGUUAACUUUUUUAAUCAUAUAUUUACAAAAAUUAAUAAUAAUGAAAUGAAUAUACAAAAUUCUAAUGUUGACUAUAUAAUUCAUAAUUUUCUUCAAAAGAAAAAGUUAUUAAAAGAAAAUGUAUUUAAUUUAUUAUUAAAUAUUAGUGAGUCUUAUGAAAUAAAGUACUGUAAUGUUAUUACUGAUUUAAAAAAUGAUGAACAUGUAAAGGAAAGAAAUGAAAGAAUAAUUUUCGAAAUGUUAAAAAAUAAAGUUGAAGGAAGAUUUAGCAAUUUUAAUAAGGGAGAAGAUUUUUCUAAUUAUGAUGAUAUCAUGAAUAAUGACCAUGGUAAUAAAAAUUUCAAUGCAGCUUACAAUUAUGACAUUGAACAAGACAGUUGUUCCAAAAUUAAUAAUAGUACUGAACCUGAUAAUUGGUGUAAACCAAAAAAAGGAGAAAUGUAUGUUAAGGGAAAUAAUGAAAACAUGAACAUGAUUAAAGGAAAGGAAAGUGAUACAACCAACACUUUUUGUAAAAUAAAAAGUAGUAAUCUUAGUAAUAGUAAUAGUAAUAGUAAUAGUAAUAACAUGACAAGUAAUAACACUGAUACCACUACUACUUCUGUAGCCACGACUGCUACAGUUGUUACAGCAGCUACUGUUUCCACUGCUUUAACCACUGCGACGGCUGCUACCGACUGUGUGGGGGGUGUUUCAGAAACAACUAUCAGUAGUAGGGUGAAUCAUCAUAAUGAUGAGGAUGGUAUUGCUAUUGCGUAUUCGACGGGUGUCGAUAUUUCAAUAAACUCUUAUAGUAAUGGUGUUGAAAAAAAGGGGAACGUGUUCCUAAAUGAUAUGAAGGAAAUGCUAAACAAAGAAAUUGGUACCUAUGAUUGUUGCUACAGACAAAAGGAAGAAGGGGAAGAAAAAGAGGAAGAUCAUGAUGACAAUGAUAAUGACAGUUCGAAUGACAAUGCAAAUGACAAUAUGAAUGACAAUACCUAUGACAAUGAUGAUGAACAUGCAAACAAGAAUGCUAACGCGAUAGAUAACAUAUACAAAUUCCUUAAGAACAAUACUUUUAUUCCAAAUAAUAAUAUAUAUACAGAUUUUGUUGAAAAUGGUAAUGACAUAUUUUUAAAUAAAAUAAAAAAGAGUGAUAAAAAUGCAUAUUUCAAAUUAAUAGAAAAAUUUGAUCGAAUGUAUAAUAUAAUAAAUGAAUUUAAAAGUAACCUGAAAACUAGCCCAGUGAACGAAGAUACUAUAAAUAAUGAUAAUGAGAAUUUUCAGAAACAUAGAAAGAGAAAAUUUAUUAACGAUGAAUAUGAAUUGAAAAAUGCCAAUCAUACGAAAAGAUGUUUAAGAAACUGUAAUUGUAAAAAGAUUCAACCCGUUAAAAGAAGUAAAAGAAUUAUUAAUAAAACUGAAAUAUCAAAAGGAAAAAAAAUGAAAUAA